Messenger RNA from Amphimedon queenslandica, 1314 nucleotides. RefSeq lists its product as uncharacterized. The transcript has a single exon. NCBI's taxonomy places the organism in Eukaryota, Metazoa, Porifera, Demospongiae, Haplosclerida, Niphatidae. The coding region runs from base 1 to 1314 and encodes 437 amino acids. The record is from RefSeq and is a predicted model, not a curated record.
AUGGUUUACAUCUGCCUUGUUGAAGGCUGCACCAACUGCUCAAAUAACCCAGAUUGCUACUAUUUAUCAUGGCACAGGCCACCUCAUGAUGAGGCACUAUAUCGUUUUUUUAAAAUACAUGAAAAACCAGCUGCACACUUAAGAAUUUGCAGUGAAUGCCUGAGUAAAGUACCAGCACCUAAACACAGAAAACCACCAUCAAAUAGAUUAGAAAUCAGUCACAAGAGAGUAAGACUGACGAGGGAAGAGAUGCGUCAAGCAGUAGCUCAUGACCACACAUACGCAUUGAGUCCUCCAAGCUCCACUUCAUCAUUCUUAAGUUCAGUUCAAACGAGGGAUGAACCUGCAUUAGCACUAUCAGAAGCAGUUCAUACAUCUAGUGUAGCAUCGUUUGGUAUUGAAGCAUUUAUGGAUGAUGACAGUGCCAUUCACUUUUACACAUCAUUCCCAACAUAUGCUCACUUCAUAAUAUGCUACAAUUUCCUUGGGGAUGCAGUCCAUCAUAUCAUAUAUCCAGGCUCAUCAGUUGAUCCAUCAUCAAAAACAAGAAUGAAAAGUCAACGUGCAAUUUCUCCACAAAACGAAUUCUUUUUGACACUCUGCCGUUUGAGGUGUGGCAUGAUGGAACAGGAUUUGGCAUAUAGAUUCAAAAUAUCUCAGUCGACUGUGUCUAGAAUUUUUACAGCAUGGGUGAACUUUCUUUACUAUAAGUUUAAGGAGAUUCCGAUUUGGCCAACGCAAGCACAAGUUCAAUCAUUGAUACCUGAGCAGUUUAAGUCACAUUAUUCUUCCACACGUAUCAUAAUUGACGCAACAGAGGUGUUCAUUCAAAGACCCAGCAAUCCUCAUGCUCAACAAUUAACAUUCAGCUCUUAUAAAAAUCAUAAUACAGCUAAAGCUCUAGCCGGUAUUACCCCAUCUGGUGCAUUUUCAUUUAUCUCUCCACUAUAUGGCGGAUCUAUUUCUGAUCGUGAAUUAUUUCUCAAUUCUGGUCUGCUGGAGAUACUUGAAGAGGGUGAUGCUGUCAUGGCUGACAAGGGAUUCAACAUCGCUGAUGUACUUGAAAAGAAAGGAAUAACAUUGAACAUCCCUCCAAGAAAACACGGUGAUCAAUUAGGUGAUAGAGAGCUCAUUGAAACACGCAGGAUAGCAUCACUACGCAUACACAUAGAAAGAGCAUUUAGUAGAGUAAAGGCUUUUAAAAUGUUAACUAACAUACCCAACAAUAUGGCAGGGUUAGCCUCAGAACUCUUCUUUGUGUGUGCAAUAUUAACUAAUUUUCACCCUCCACUCUGUACCAAGAACAGCCAAUAA